Cryphonectria parasitica EP155 is the source of this 640-nucleotide messenger RNA. RefSeq names its product NAD(P)-binding protein. The record is from RefSeq and is a predicted model, not a curated record. Bases 19 to 432 code for a protein of 137 amino acids. Gene Ontology annotation, cellular component: intracellular anatomical structure. NCBI's taxonomy places the organism in Eukaryota, Fungi, Ascomycota, Sordariomycetes, Diaporthales, Cryphonectriaceae. The transcript has a single exon. Gene Ontology annotation, molecular function: oxidoreductase activity, acting on NAD(P)H, oxygen as acceptor.
GACGAGUACCGCCGCCAGAUGGCCGUCAAUGUCGACGGCGUCUUCUAUUGCGCAAAAUACGCCGGCGAACUGUUCCGCCGCCAAGGGUUCGGCAACUUGAUCCUCACCUCAAGCAUCUCGGCGCGCAUUGUGAAUGUUCCUGUCGACCAGCCCGUAUACAACGCCACCAAGGCCUUUGUCACACAACUGGGCAAGAGCCUGGCUAGGGAAUGGCGCGAGUUUGCCCGCGUCAACAUCGUGUCGCCUGGCUUUUUUAAUACCAAAAUGGGCGCGUCGGAGAGAGUGUUCAGCGAGGGGUUGAGGAUGACGCCGCUGGGCCGGCAGGGAGAUGUCAAGGAGAUCAAGGCUUUGUAUCUUUAUCUUGCGAGCGACGCCAGUACUUACAUGACGGGCAGUGAUGUGCUGAUCGAUGGUGGCUAUACCCUUCCUUGAGACAAUCAUUACUAAGUAUGAUACAGUAAUCAUUCUAUGCUUGGAAAUGAAGACCAGUCUAGUAAAGGGGAAAGGAGGGGGGGGGGCAGCAAGAGAAGCGGUCAGUCAGCCUGUGUCUCUGUCUCUGUCCCUCUCUCUCUCACACACAAACACACGGGUAUUUGUAAUGUUAGUAGAGGUAGCCCCUCUUUUAUUAGACAUGCAGUAC